CUGAGGAUUCUUCCCGGGGAGAUCGCAGCCCAUCUGCAUGGCUCAAGAGUUCGUGAACUGCAAAAUCCAGCCUGGGAAGCUGGUUGUGUUCAUCAAGCCCACCUGUCCAUACUGCAGGAGGGCCCAAGAGAUCCUCAGUCAAUUGCCCACCAAACAAAGGCUUCUGGAAUUUGUCGAUAUCACAGCCUCCAACCACACUAACAAGAUUCAAGAUUACUUGCAACAGCUCACAGGAGCGAGAAUGGUGCCUCGAGUCUUUAUCGGUAAAGAUUGUAUAGGCGGAUGCAGUGAUCUAGUCUCUACGCAACAGAGUGGGGAACUGCUGACGCGGCUAAAGCAGAUUGGAGCUCUGCAGUAACCACGGAGCAGGCCCCAUGCUGACGUCCCUCCUCAAGAGCUGGAUGGCAUUACAUAUGAUGACAGCACUUCCUGGUGGAUGAAUUUGGGGACACAUACAGCUUUUUUCCUCUUUUGGCUCCGUAUUUA
This is a messenger RNA of Gorilla gorilla gorilla (western lowland gorilla), 486 nucleotides long. Its product is annotated as glutaredoxin-1-like. The transcript has a single exon. Gene Ontology annotation, molecular function: glutathione disulfide oxidoreductase activity. The record is from RefSeq and is a predicted model, not a curated record. Lineage: Eukaryota; Metazoa; Chordata; Mammalia; Primates; Hominidae. Gene Ontology annotation, cellular component: mitochondrion. The coding region runs from base 38 to 358 and encodes 106 amino acids.